Molecule: messenger RNA, 1371 nt
Organism: Metarhizium album ARSEF 1941
Lineage: Eukaryota; Fungi; Ascomycota; Sordariomycetes; Hypocreales; Clavicipitaceae
Exons: 2
Coding region: 1-1371 (456 amino acids)
Source: RefSeq, a predicted model, not a curated record
AUGACAACGGAACAAGCCCCCCACAGGGCCUUGGAACUGACGCUUCGGCUGGAUAGAGACGCGGGGAGCAGUCUAGCCAAUGUGUCGGAUGUGUCCGAGUACGAAUCGUUCGGUCACUUUCUUGGUGCUGAUGCAGACUCCAAGGACCCCCAUCAGACUCGCCAACAGGCAAACAUGUUUUCCAACCGAGAUCAUGCCCGAACAUCACCCCGUGGGCUCUCUCAGUCGACUUACAAGACUUCUCGACCUCCUUCUGCUCGUCCCUUGGCGGCAGUCCGGCAACUCAGCCGCCUGUCAAGCGAUGUCUCGAACAGACCGAAGUUUUCGAGCAAACUCUCCCAGAUGCGCAAGCCGAUAAUGAGCUACAGCAGCCUAGAUUCCGAGCCAGAGCAGAGCAAGUUCGACACCACACCUCCCAGGUCUCCUAGAGCCGCUGUGGAAGUUUUCACCCCCCGACACGGCAGAUGGUCCGGUCCGCGGCAUAGACAGGAUUCUCGGGGGAUUCUGGGCCAUGGAAACCACGACAUAAGCGGGUUACAUAAAUCCAGAGAUUUUGCCCACGAGGACCCCUCAGCUGACUAUAAUGUUCCGAGCCUUCCCUUCCCACUUAUAAGUCUGCAGGAAGCGGCUCUUCGCCAGUCCCAGGGCACCACCCGAGGAGAGCCAGACUACAAUACGUCCGGCUCCAUGUGCGUCUCCAAAGGACGCUCCCGCACAAUCAGCACCGUUUCUUCGUACGGACCCAAAACCCCAAUCACGCUUGCGGGAGACUUCUCGGAUACUAGUGGCAUACCCAAGCCGCCACAGGCGUAUCGCCGACACAGCCCCGCGAGGGCUCUCCCGUACGACCCGACCCAAGGACAAGUCAACUCGUCGGCCGUUAUCGACCCCAAUUCGGGCUCAUUCUUCCGCAACUCCCUCCCAACCAACACGUCGCUCCUCAGCGCGCGCUUCUUUCGCCUUAGCGGCUUCUCGGCACGCACUCGCGAGCGUCGAGAUGAUGAAAGCAGGCACACGUCUCGGGCACCAAAUUUCAAGCACGGCUUCUUCACACCGUCGGAAUCAGACCUGAUCCACUCCGCCAGGGAGGAUAUUCUGUGCCGCCGCCGCCGACACGGGUGUAGCGAGGAAGACGCGCACCAACGACGGGUGUUCUUGGUCAUUUUUGUCACGGCCGUCUUCUUCCCGCUGAUCGGGGUGUUGGCGCUGUACGGAAAGUUUGAUGCGACGAUUGCAUGGUACGGCAAAGGCGAGAGGGGCUGUUUGACGCAGGAGCAGAGGGGCACGUUGAAACAGCAGCUCUGGGUUGAGGGGGUGCUGUAUCCGGGGCUGAUUAUCUCGCUGGUUGUGUACUAUUCCGUCCAUGGAUGA